Centruroides sculpturatus (bark scorpion) is the source of this 778-nucleotide messenger RNA. Its product is annotated as leucine-rich repeat-containing protein 56-like. The record is from RefSeq and is a predicted model, not a curated record. Lineage: Eukaryota; Metazoa; Arthropoda; Arachnida; Scorpiones; Buthidae. Gene Ontology annotation, molecular function: protein binding. The transcript has a single exon. Bases 65 to 742 code for a protein of 225 amino acids.
UUUCGAGAUUCGUUCGAAUAAUUUUAAGAAUCGCAAAGAAAUUCCAAAGUUUCUCGUUAAAGAAAUGUCUGUUUUUAUAGAAAAAGACGAUUAUUUAAACUUUGAGAAACCUUAUAGAGAAUUAAUGAGGAUUUUACAAGAGGACGAUGAAGAAAACAUUAAAGCCAAAUUGAAACAAAUCACUAAGAAAGAAUCAUUGGAAGAGAUUGAAUGUUUGAAGAUUCGAAUUAAUUCGGAAGACAGCAUAGUAAGACGUGGGAGCCGUUGGUUACCAUUUUUGAAAAUUCUCAAUCUCACUGGAAGUAAAUUAGACACUCUAAGAAAAUUAGGAACGGAUCUGAAAGCUUUAGAAAUCCUGAUAAUAAACGAUUGCGGCUUAAAUGAUCUGGACGGUAUAGAAAAUCUUUGUAACUUAAAAACGAUACAAGCGACCGAUAAUAAUAUCACAGAUAUAUUUAAUUGCAUAUUUCUUGAUGAAUUGCAAUCUUUAGAUCUUCAGAAUAAUGCAAUAAGUAAAAUAAAAGACAUCGAAUGUUUAACUUUAUGCAAUAAUUUGAAGUCUCUUAAUCUGUUGGAUAAUCCAAUCUGUAAAAUUUUACAAUCUUUAAGAGAAGACAAUGAUAUUCAUAAAUGGAUCUCACGACAGUUGUUACCAAAAUUACAAUAUAUUGAAAAGUUAUCUUUAAGUAGUCUGCUGCUUUCUCAGACAUCUCAUAUUAAAAGUAAUAUCGAAAAUAUUUAAGAACUAUAAUUUCUGUAAUAAAGGAAAAAUAUAAAU